AUGAGAAGAGGUGCUAAGAGGAAGACUUCUCACAAGGACGAAGCUUCCAAGGAGCCGACACAGCCGAUUGAGGGGAAUGAGAAGAAUGAGCCCAGCCAAUCGGCUGAGGGAAGCAAAGACGAGCAUAGAAAGCCGGCUGAAGAGAAUCAAAUAGAGCUAAAUGAGCCAGCUCAGGAGGAGCCGAGCAAGAAAGUGGAUGAGGAGCCGAAUAAGAAAGCUGCUAAAGGUAGAGCUAAGAGAGCCAGGACUUCGAAGCCUGAGGCUGAGGAGGAGUAUUUUCCUGACAAGAGGAAUUUGGAAGACCUAUGGCAACAGGUCUUUCCAGUUGGCACGGAGUGGGAUCAGUUGGACAUGGUGUAUCAAUACAAGUGGAACUUCUCUAAUUUAGAAGAUGCAUUUGAAGAAGGUGGGCUGUUAUACAAUCAAAAGGUUUACCUCUUUGGUUGUACAGAGCCGCACUUGGUCUCUUUCCAGGGUCAAGGAAAAGUUACAAUGAUUCCUGUUGUGGUUGCUGUGGUGUCAACUUUUCCCCCUUCUGACAAAAUUGGCAUUAAAUCAGUACAGAGGGAGACUGAAGAAAUUCUACCUAUGAAGCAGAUGAAAAUGGACUGGGUUCCAUACAUCCCAUUGGAAAAUAGGGAUUCUCAAGUUGAAAGACUUGAAUCCCAAAUUUUCAUUUUAAGUUGCACUCAGAGAAGGGCCGAUUUGAAACAUUUGAAGUUGGAGCGUGUGAAGAAGUUCGAGUACUGCUUACCUUACUUCUACCAGCCUCUCCAGGAAGAUGAACUCGAACAGAGCACGGUGGUUCAGAUCUUAUUUCCGAUAGAUCCCAAGCCAGUUUUCUGCGAGUUUGAUUGGGAAUUUGAUGAACUUGAGGAGUUCACGGAUAAGCUUAUUGAGGAAGAAGAGUUGUCUGCAGAUCAAAAAGAUGCUUUCAAGGAUUUUUUGAAAGAGAAAGUUCGAGAAGCAAAAAAUGCUAACCGCGAGGCAAGGGAAGCCUGUAGAAAGGCCUUGGAAGAAAUGAGCGCGGAAGCCAAGGCAGCAUUUGAGAAUAUGAAAUUUUACAAAUUUUAUCCAGUGUCCACUCCUGAUACUCCUGAUGUAUCUAGUGUCAAGGCUCCAUUCAUCAACAGAUACUACGGGAAGGCUCACAAGGUUCUGUGA
Messenger RNA from Fraxinus pennsylvanica, 1164 nucleotides. The record is from the annotation of a GenBank genome assembly. NCBI's taxonomy places the organism in Eukaryota, Viridiplantae, Streptophyta, Magnoliopsida, Lamiales, Oleaceae.